UUGUUAAUACUGACCUUUUCGUAAUAAACAAAGGACAUUUUUCAGGGAAACGUGUGAAAACAACAUUACCCACAAUCCCCGCUGACGUAACAAGCCAGAGGUUAAAGGGCGACGACAAGUCAGAAGCGUUUUCUUUGCCGGUUAGUGCCUGAAAUAACCGAGAAACUCUGUUCCCUGUGGUUUAAAACACACGUUCGUAUUUAUCUGAAAAUGGCGUCAGGUGGAUCAGCGGUGAUUUCAGCUCCAGAGGAGGAGACACAUGGUGGGACUCACCUGACAGACUCACCUGGAGCAGAGGACUCACCUGGAGCAGAGGCAGAAGUUCCAGCUGACAACCAAAAACCCUCAGGAGAUUCUGCUGAAGUCGACGUGGACGGAGUUAAAGUCUGCCAGUUUUUCCUGAUGGGAAAAUGUCGUUUUGGACAGAGAUGUCGUUUAUCUCACAGCGAGCCGCCGGCCGAUGAUUCAGGAGCUGCGUGUCACGACUCGGACGACAAACAGGACGCAGAAAAACACAAGAAGAAGAAAGGCGGCGCCAACAAAGCAGCGAAGCCGAAACACAGCGAGAGGAGAGAGGUGAAUAAAAAGCCUCGGAUGCGGACGGCCGACGACGUCAUCUCCAGGAUCCUUUGGGACCCGUCGGUGGAGGCCUCAGACUUCGUGGUCGGCUACGUGGAUCGGUUCCUCGGCGUUCUGGAGCGUCCGUUCUCCGAGUUCAACUGGGACACCGACCCCUGCGACUGCGACUACGCCUCCGAGCUGGCCCUGCCCCGACACCGGAUCCAGUACUUCACCUACAGGGGCCACCGGGUCUGGGACCGCCACACCAGGACCGACCGGGUCUUCGGCUCCACCGGGCAGCCUGUGGCGCCCCCCUUUGGACGGGAGGAGGAGGCGGCGGAGCAAAUGGAGUGUGAGGAUCCAGAAGAAGCAGAGCAGCUUCCACCUGAGCAGGACGGAGGAGAAACUGAGACUGAUCCCAAACAUCUGGAGGAGGACGAGAAGAACGAGACCAACGUUCAGCCUCAAGAAUCAGCUGCAGACAGACUUCAGGCUUCAGAGGAAGACGAGGAAACUCCGGCUGAAUGGGAGGAAAACUGGGAAAACAACGGAGACUCUGAGAAUCCUUCAGUCCCUCUGGAGAAGCGAGGCGGCCGUCCUCCUAAAAAGCGUCCGACCCACUUCGUGUGUUUCCGGGCCAACACUCCGUCCAUCCUGUCGUGUUUCCAGCAGCUCCAGGAGGACGUGGUGGCUCUGCUGCCUGACAGCGCCCCCUACUGGCGGCCGGCCUCCAGCCUCCACGUCACCCUCUGCCUGCUGGUGCUCCGCGGCCCGGACCAGGUGGCCUCUGCUGGGGAGAUCCUGCGGCGCUUCGCCCAGCUGGACCGGAACCCUCCGGUGUCGGUGACGUUCCCGGUGAAGCUGAAGCACUUCAGCGGGCGGGUUCUCUACCUGAGCCCCCAGCCUCAGCUCCACCUGCAGCAGCUGAACGCCGGCCUGCAGGACGCCUUCAGGACGGACGGCCUGCUGCACCGCGACUCCUUCAACCCCCGCUACCACCUCACCCUGGCCAAGCUGGACCGGCCCGACGCCGACCGGCUGUUCGAGGGCGUCGCCGACCUGAAGGCCGGGAAGAGUCUGAACUUCGGCCGGCUGCCGGUCAACACCUUACACCUGUGUGAGAUGGGCGGAGCCAACGUGGACGGCUUCUACCGGACGCUGUGCACCGUCUCUCUGAGAUGAGGACGGACGGUUACAUGAAACACUACUCUGCAGGUCAACCAGGACAGCAUCACUUACAGCUGCAAGAAGAAGUCUGUGAAGCCUUCGGGAUCCGUUGGAUUUCUGCAGAAGUUGGCCCUAAAAUGUUCUGAUGUUCAUCUAAGAUCAACAGACAAACACAGUCUGCUGAAGACGGACAGAAAUGUCUGGCACAUGCUAACAUUUCUGUCCAAAGUUUGUCCAAAAUGACUCAAAACUUAUUCAGAAUGACAGAAAAUUCAUCCAAAGUGAUUUAAAAUUGGUCCAAAAGGAGCCAAGACGUGACAAAUGACUGAAAACUGUCAAGAAUGACCCAAACAUUGUUCAAAGUGACAAAAAAAGUCUAAAAUGACUUAAAAUUCUUCCAAAAUGACUCAAAACUUAUUAAGAAUGACCCUAACCAGCGCAGAAUGUACAAAUUGACUCAAAAAUUGUCCAAAAAGACAAAAAAAACACCUAAAACGACUCGAAACUUACUCAGAACAACCCCAAAAUUGUCCGUUUUUAAAUUAUGCAAAAUGACUCAAACUUUGUUGAGAAUGACCCAGAAAUCGUCCAGAAUGACAAAAAAGAUCAUUUUUAGCAGACGGUGUUUGUCUGUUGAUCUGAGAUGAAGAUCAGAACAUUUUAGGACCAGUUCCUGCAGAAAUCUCAAAGAAUUCAGACUUUUUAUUGUCCCUGUAUAAACUGACUGGUUUCUGUUGGUUACAGCUCAUUCUGCUCACUUUCCUCAACAAACCUACAAGAAACAUAGAAACGUAUUUUUAAGGGGCUCAGAAUGAUUGAAAACAUUCAGAGUUUGGAAAAAAAAAAAACCUGGUGUUUUUCAGUCAAACACAUUUUAACCCUUUUUAGACCUUUUUUAACGAUGCUCUGGGGCUGCAGGUUUUAUGGGUUCAACAUCAGACUUUAUUUUAGGGCUGGUCCCAAUACUGGUUUCUGGCCUCCGAAUAUUCAGGCCCUAUUAAAGACGAAUAUCCGAAUAUUCAUUCCACCCCGUAAUGUCCGAAGGGGGGGUGGGGGUUGUGGCGGAGACGGCCCGAAUAUUCGGAUCCGUUCGUCUGGUCUCCCGGGUCCAAAUUCUGCCUUCGUUUGUCUUCAGUUAAACUGAAGAAUUCCCAAACAGCGGAGGUCUUCAGCAUCUUAUCUUGUGUUUAUGCAAAGAAGUGAAGCGUGACGUCAGAGUCUGCAGCAACCCGGCCAUUCAGGUGGUGGUAAGAAACAGGAAUGGAGGAGCAGAGAUGAGCCGAACACGACGGGAUGAGGAGAUAUGGGCCGAAGGCGAAGGGAAGAGACGAGCUCCAAAUAUUUUCGUCUGAGGGGAGGAAGGAGUGAUCACAGAGACAUAUGUGUAUAUGUUUAUGUGAUCACAGGACGAGAUGAGCCGAUAUGAGCCGAUGUGGGCCGAAGGCGGAGGGAAGACAGUAACGCUGCUUAUUCUUUCUGCCCGGUAACGUCUGACGGGGGCGAGCGAAUAUUCGGAUACCAAAAUUAAUAUCUGGAUACCGCCGUAGCGAACGGAUAUUCGGGUCAAGCCCGUACUUUAUUUUAUGUUUUAUUUUUGCCUUUUUUCCCAUAAAGUGUCUUACCGUGAAUUAUUUCUAUUAUUAUUAUUGUUAUUUCCCAUCGCUAAAGAAAUGUGUCCAACAGAAGAUCAUUCAAUCCGAUUUAAAAUUUUGCCGCUCUGAGCUCCUGAAUGUUGUAAAUUAUAGAAAAUGAUGUGGUAGAGUGUGUUUUCGUCACAGAUAUUUAAGUUUAAACGCGUUUUCCAGAAUGACCCCACAUGAGGAAGCUUCAAAACGGCUUUUUUGUUGUUUUUUUCACAUUCAUUUUAUUUUCUCUUCCCCAGAAAAUCAGCCCGCUCAUUCUUCAGAUCCAGAUGAAGAAAAAAAGGGAAACAUUUAAAUAUAUAUAUUUUAUAUUUUUUUUCCCAAAAAAUUUUAUAUAUAUAAACCCAGCUAUAGACAAAAGGAGCAAAAAAGACGAAAAUUAUAUAUGUGUAUAAAAAAUAAAUAACAAUAAUAAAAGUGAAAUCGAUCUGAUGUUUUUGUGCAUCAGUGGUUUUCAGGUUAAACUCAUUCGUUCUUUCUAAAUGAAGUUCUUCUCAAAGUUUCUGCUUUUUUUUUUCCAGCGUAUUUUGCAGAAAAAGUCGUUUUUCUCCAACACGGUGUCGUCCUGUUUUCUACCAAAGCUGCUGCUGGGUUUGAAGUUUCUAAGUUAUUAAGUCACUUUUUUAAAAAUCUGUUUUUAUUUAAGGGCUUAAAGGUGUAAAAUGAAGAUUGUUUGUUUACGACUUGUUAUAACUCUAAUAUGAUGACAGUUAAAUGUAUUUUAAUGCAUUUCAAACAGUUUCAUUCUGUUUUUAUUCAUAUUUUGACAUAAUAAAGGGAAUUGACAGCUAAAAUGAUCAUAUUUUUCAAUAUUGGGUGAGGUUGUGCAGCAUUAGCUGAGCUGCUACACGAAUAAAUUAGUUGAUUAAUCA
Acanthochromis polyacanthus (spiny chromis) is the source of this 4243-nucleotide messenger RNA. RefSeq names its product leukocyte receptor cluster (LRC) member 9 (gene leng9). Gene Ontology annotation, molecular function: metal ion binding. Lineage: Eukaryota; Metazoa; Chordata; Actinopteri; Pomacentridae. The record is from RefSeq and is a predicted model, not a curated record. The transcript is spliced from 8 exons. Bases 211 to 1743 code for a protein of 510 amino acids.